CGUGUGUGGUGCUCUCAUUUCGCCGGCUGCACCUGCGCAGUGUGUAAGUGCGUAUAUAACCGUAGGCCCACAGUCUUCAGCACUACAGUCGAUUCCCGAAAGUGUCCAAGGCGGUGAGCUCCUCCGCCACCCAUCCUAAAGUGGUAUCCAGUGAUCAUAGUAACCCUCUUUUACACCGCGGUAUAAGCCAGUGCCACAAAUAGUGAUUUCGACCUUAUCUCCAGCUGUAUUCGGGAGCCAUGAGGAUCCAGCGGCAUUUUGUGCUUGGUCUUCUCGGUGCGCUCUCUGUGGCCAUCGGUAGCAGCCAAGCCAAGGCUGUGGUGGAUCAGCAGGCAGCCGACACUCAGCUGGACAGCAAGAGCGUUGCCCAGCAGCGCAUCGACUUGGGGGGAUUUAGCGAUCAUAUCAUCGACGAUCCUGUCAUCGACGAGCAUCACAUAGAGGAGCACCACGAGCACCACGAACACCACGAGCCCCACCAUGAUCCCGGUUAUUGGAAGAAGAAGGUCACGUGGAAAGAGGGCUGGAAAAAGAUAUGGAAUCCAGCCAAGAAACAAAUCUGGAAUCCCUCAUGGAAAAAGAUCUACAAGCCCCAUUGGGUGAAGGUUCCUGGUUGGAAGGAGAUUCAGGUGCCAGCUUGGAAGCAAAUUUGGGUGCCUCACUGGAAAGAGAUUUUAGUGCCUGCUUGGAAGGACAUUGAAGUGCCCGACUACAAGCAGAUCUGGACCCCUGAGCUCGUAAAGGUUGGCAUUCCCGGCGAGAAAUUUUUGGGCAAGGACCACGAUGGUUGGGAGUACACCAGCCACGAUCUGUGGAAGAAGAAAGUGGUUUGGAAAUCCCACUGGAAAAAGAUUUGGAAGCCAGCCAAAAAGCAAAUCUGGGUGCCCGACAAGAAACUGGAAUGGAAGGAGGGAUGGAAACAGUACUGGAAACCAGCAAAGAAGGAAAUUUGGACCGAUAAAUUGGAAUGGAAAGAGGCAUGGAAAGAGAUUUGGGUCCCUGGCUGGAAAGAGAUCUGGGUGCCUGGUUGGAAGAAGAUCUGGAAACCAGUGGUCAUAUCCGAGUGGUUCCCCUCGCCCGAUCAUCACCAUGAUCAUCAUCAUCACGAAUCUGGUUGGGAUUGGGACCGCAAGGGUACCGGUGCCGCACCCGCAACCGUCGCCCCUGCAAUAGCCACUGCCACCGGCAAGGAUAAAGUAGUGUGGAAACGCUAUGACACCAAUGCUUCCGCCUCGGGCAAGCCAACGCUGCUGCAGCCAGUGGCCAGUGCCGAUUUCCAGGCCAAAGCUCUGGAGGCAGCCAAGUCGCCAGCUGCUGCCGGACCCUCAGCCUCGGUGGCCGCCACCUCGCAAUUCAAGUUUCCCGGUGCGUAGGCAGAGCAGCAGUGCAGCCAUUCAACAUUGCAUCACUGCAUCUCCGCCUGCACCUGCAUCUGCCCGUCCCAAGCUCCAUGUAAAUAGUUACAAACCAGUCGCUAGCUCUUAAGGAAUCCAUCCACUUCCAUUUGCUUUGGCGCCACUUUAAAUUAUCUCUAGACUUAAAUGUUUAAUUAACAACAAAGUGAAUAAAACUACGAAUAA
This is a messenger RNA of Drosophila miranda, 1580 nucleotides long. RefSeq lists its product as uncharacterized. The record is from RefSeq and is a predicted model, not a curated record. The transcript has 6 exons. Lineage: Eukaryota; Metazoa; Arthropoda; Insecta; Diptera; Drosophilidae. The coding region runs from base 240 to 1373 and encodes 377 amino acids.